Cladophialophora psammophila CBS 110553 is the source of this 531-nucleotide messenger RNA. RefSeq lists its product as uncharacterized. The transcript has a single exon. NCBI's taxonomy places the organism in Eukaryota, Fungi, Ascomycota, Eurotiomycetes, Chaetothyriales, Herpotrichiellaceae. The record is from RefSeq and is a predicted model, not a curated record. Bases 1 to 531 code for a protein of 176 amino acids.
AUGCAAUACUCAUACAAUGGUUUUGUGUCUGCGUCAUUGUUUGAAGCAACGGCGCCAGGCUUGGGCUUUGGAUGGAUAUCCGCCGACACUCCCGACUUAGGAGACGCAUAUUGUCUAAUGGGCAGUUUCGGUAACGACUCGGUGGCCGCGCCAUCUCCAAUAGGCUCUACAGGGGACGCGGCCGACGAUAUCUACCUCAGUUUCAUGGAGUCGGCGCAAAUGUUCAGCAUCCGACGGCAAGGCUGCCAUGGGGAAUGGGAAAUCACUCAAUCCGGAGUGAAGCUCCUGGCGGGCCUCUGCUUCAACCAAUCGGUAGCCAACUCGAGCGUCCUUCACGAUUGGGAGACAAAUCCAUUCGCAUUUGAUGUUCUGCCGGUCUUGGUAAACACCAUUGGCAUUUUCAGCACGAUUCGCCCUACCUCUCUCUGGAAACAGAUAUCUUAUGUGGUGGCCGUAGCAAACACAUGGUGGGCUCGUUCUGCUUUCCUCAAUUAUGGGACACCUGACACAGGAUAUAUCUUUCGAACGUAA